ACUAUAAUCAUUGUUUUUAGAUUAUUUAAUAACAAUCGGGAAGUAAAUCAUUUCAUAACAUUUCUCAGUAACACGAAAAGUGUAAACAGAUAUUAUUAAAAACAACUCAACCCACCGAGACGCAUUUUAUUUAGAUAAACAUGCAUUUCUACAAUAUUUGAAUAUUAGAUAGACGACAACAAAUACAAAUAUGGCUGAUUAUCACAUCAGGGAGGCGGCAGAAUCACUUUUAUGUAGUGUAUCAAGCCCACCAUAUAUAAAUACAACUCAUUCUCAAUCAGUGAACCUGAUGUCCGAAGACCUGGUGGCGGGCUACCGGCCGAUGGGGAAGAUGUCGACCGUUCGGAGGUUCUUUUGUUUGUUCGUGACCUUCGACAUACUGUUCACAAGCCUGAUGUGGCUGAUAUGCGUUAUGAUGAAAGGCGAAUCGUUGAUACAGAUAUUCAACAGAGAAAUCAUACAUUACGAUAUUAAAAUAUCACUAUUCGACAUAGUUAUUGUCGCUGUACUGAGAUUUCUAUUGUUAAUAGUAUUUUACGCCAUAGUAUAUAUUAAUAAUUGGAGUGUUAUUGCGCUUUCAACAAGUGGAACUUGUGCCUUCUUAAUAGGAAAAGUCUUUGUAUAUGAUUGGCCGAACGCAUCACAGCCAGUGUACCAAGUCUUCCUAAUACUGACCUCCUUCACGAUCGCGUGGGGUGAGGCCUGGUUCCUGGACUUCAGGGUUCUCCCGCAAGAGCUGCAGGCCAAGCAGAUCUUGGAGACAAUGGUUAGCCAGAGCACAGAGCGGACCCCCCUGUUGGGGCCCCACAGGCCGCACCGCGUCCAGUCGACGCACGGCGAGUCGACGGUCAACUGGUUCUCGCCCGUCGAGACGCCGGAGUCGAGUCCUCGGCCGAAACGACCCGGUGACGUCAUACUCACGCAAGAUCAGAUAGAUGAAUACAAGCAAAUGGCAGAGGAGGGUAUGCAGAACGCUUGGAAGACGAUUAACCUUCCGGAUUGGAAGCUGGAGAAGCGAGGCUCACAGAAGGGCGACAUAGUCGAGUCCAAACAGUGCGAACAGUUCGGCAAAGUCUACAGAUUUACGGGUAUAGUGGACUGUCCAGCCAAGUUCCUCUUUGAGGAGUUCAAGAAUAACAUCACUAAGUUACCAGAAUGGAACCCCACCAUAUUAAAGAGUGAAUUGAUUAAGGAGAUAGGCCCCGGCAUAGACCUGUCGUACCAGGUGACGGCGGGUGGUGGGCGUGGGAUCAUCGCCCCGCGGGACUUCGUCAUCCUGCGCCGCCUGGCGCCGCUGAGUGCCGAUGGGAAGGUAGUGGAGGGGAGUGCGGCAACCUGCUAUAUCACCAGCGGGGUCAGCGUGGCGGUGCCCGGGUAUCCGCCCGUCCGGGACAUGGUCAGAGGACACAACAAAGUGGGCUGUUGGUGUCUCACCCCCAAGGCCGUAGAAGAGGGGGGAAAGAUUGUGCAACGCACCGUGUUCCAGUGGCUCAUGUGUUGUGACCUUAAAGGUAAAAUACCCCAAUUCGUCCUGGACGCUGCGUUCGCAACAGUAAUGUUGGACUACAUUGUCCAUGUCAGGAAGUUCGCGGCCGAUAGCAAAGCUAAGGGUCUGUUUUAAUAAGUGAAAAGCCAGCACAGAUACAAGAGACGUAACAACUUUAUUCUUGAAUAGCAUUUUACUAGCACGAAAGAUAAUAAUACGAAAACAGAUGAAUUAUAGUUAUAAGAACAGUUCUCAUUGUGUAUUGGCGGAAUUUUGCCAGUGUAUGAAUGCCAUGAAAUGCCAGUCUGUUUACCUAAACUACCAUCAAGUGGUAGGCCUGUUAGAGUAAUUGCAUCACCAUCAAUAACUCAUUGGCAUUACUAUUAAUUGUCUCUCUAUUAAAAAUAUCUUAGAUAAGAGAUUUAUAUGGAAUUAGCAUUCGCAAUUAUUUUAUUUUUUAGAGCUCAUCACAACACUAUCCAAAUUUUCUCGUGUGAAGUGACCUGAAAAUAUCGACCUGCAUUUAGAUCAAAUGUUGCCAUAUUAAAUCUUUAAACCGAAGUUAAAUAUAUAAAUAAAUGUUCUUUAGAGUCUGCCCAGCCGUGGGAUGUUUACGGGUUUUUAAUCUCAUCACAACACUAUCCAAAUUUUCUCGUGUGAAGUGACCUGAGAAUAUCGACCUGCAUUUAGAUCAAAUGUUGCCAUAUUACAUCUUUAAACCGAAAUUAAAUAUAUAAAUAAAUGUUCUUUAGAGUCUGCCCAGCCGUGGGAUGUUUACGGGUUUUUAAUUUUAAGUUUUAUUUUUUCUUAUUGUAUUUUUGUUUUAUUUAGAUUACAUUAAGUAAAAUAAAGAUAAUUAAUAGAAUGAAUGCUAUUUCCAAUUCACUCUCUGUUCUAAGGUCAUUGCUCAUUGUAAUUUAUUAAUUUAACCCCCCAGCUGUGUUUUAAUGGCGUCUUAUUUGUUCUGAAAUUACAUUGGGUACUGUGUUAGUACAUUACUUAUUUACAUGUAUAUAAUUAUUCGAUAACAAACGUACGUAUAUUCUAAAUAAAAUCAAUUUUUAAUAACUAUUUAUUAUUUUUAAUAACAAAAAAAUAUCCCAUAAGCUUUUUCUUUUUUAUAAUUGUGGGAUAUUUUUUUAUUCGUUAUUUAUAGUAAUAAAAGGAUUAUUAAAAUAUGAAUAGUAUAUUAUUUAAAAAAAACAGUUGGAGGGUUAAAUAUUGUUAAUAAAACAAAUAUGAAUUGAAUUGUAAAGCUAAAAUGCUUUUUAUAUAACAAGUAUUUUUAUAUAUAAAAAAAAAUGUUUAUAAGUUUAUAUACAUAUAUUAAACGUGUAGUUACGAAGUAUAGUUUUUUUUUUAUAUAUAGGUAUUAUGUCUAAUCUGUGGUCAAAAGUUAUUUGACAGGACCUUCUUACCCUUACAUACAAAAUAAACAAUAAUAUAAGUAAACUCGUCGGGCAAUGCUUAGAUAUAUAAAAAGAGGGGAUGCUUCUUCACAAUCUGGGCUUUUAGUCAUGAACAUGUUUUUCUUAAUGGGAGCUCUUGGUCUUCACACAUUUGGAAAAAACAAGGAAAAGGUAAUUCUAUAUAAAUAGCUUCCACCCAUGGGGAGGCAAGUGUUAAAUAGCCUAUGUGUUAAGGUUCAUAUAUUUUCAAUUCAAUUUUCAUCAAAAUUUGUUAAACUAUUUAAGCGUGGUUGAUCAAUAAACAUACAAACCCACAUUUAUAAUAUUUGUAAGAUA
This is a messenger RNA of Nymphalis io (European peacock), 3231 nucleotides long. It is a transcript of the gene Start1, whose product is annotated as steroidogenic acute regulatory protein-like. The record is from RefSeq and is a predicted model, not a curated record. NCBI's taxonomy places the organism in Eukaryota, Metazoa, Arthropoda, Insecta, Lepidoptera, Nymphalidae. Gene Ontology annotation, molecular function: lipid binding. Bases 191 to 1621 code for a protein of 476 amino acids. The transcript is spliced from 12 exons.